This is a messenger RNA of Pelodiscus sinensis (Chinese soft-shelled turtle), 1430 nucleotides long. The record is from RefSeq and is a predicted model, not a curated record. NCBI's taxonomy places the organism in Eukaryota, Metazoa, Chordata, Testudines, Trionychidae.
CUGUGGUUUCUGCCUGCCCUGGGGUGGGCCUGCCUCAUAGAGUCCUAGGGCUGGAAGGGACCUCAGCAGGUCAUCAAGUCCAGCCCCUGCCCAAGGCAGGACCAAUCCCUGCGGGGCAGGAUAUCUGUCCUGCGCCACCUGCCCACAAGGCAGGGUCCCUGCACCUGGAGCCUGCUUCCUGCAGCCUUUUUUUUUUUUUUGGGAGGGGGGGGGAGAGGUUGUCUUGUUUGUUAUGCUCCCGCCUUGUGGCACAUCUCCCCAGGGCAGGGUCCCGUCUCAGAAUCCUGGUCUCCCAUACGUGGUCCAGCCUAGCUCUUUGUGCUAAUUACUGCUAACCCAAAGCUUACUAAUCAUGCUGCUUUUCUUUAACCUUCUUGCAGCAGAAGAAAUCCUGGACAUAGCUUCACAUUACCAUGGCCACUACCCCCUCCAGGGAUCAGGCAGGCAGAAUCAGGUACAUAAAGGGGGACCUUUUUACAUGCCCCAAAACGGACUCUUUGGCUCACUGCAUCAGUGAGGACUGUCGCAUGGGCGCAGGGAUAGCUGUCCUAUUUAAGAAAAAGUUUGGUGGCAUACAGGACCUAUUGGAUCAGCAGAAGAAGUCUGGGGAGGUGGCCGUUUUGAAAAGAGAUGACAGAUACAUAUACUACCUGAUUACAAAGAAGAAAUUUUCCCACAAACCAACAUAUGAUAAUAUGCAGAAGAGUUUAGAAGCCAUGAAAAUGCAUUGUUUGAAGAACGGGGUUACUGACAUUUCCAUGCCUAGGAUCGGAUGUGGACUUGACCGUCUGGAAUGGGAUAAGGUUUCAGCAAUACUUGAGGAAGUGUUUGAGGACACGGACAUUAAGCUCACAGUUUAUACUCUCUGAACAGAGAGGCUUUACAGAGAUGAUUGUGUAUUUCCCAUGCUAUUGAUUCAAAUGUUGUGGGAAUUGAUUUAGAGAAAAAGCUGUUCAUGAAGUAGAGCCCAUCUCUUCCUGUUUGGGAAUAAGUCUUGGUUUUUCCCAAUGUCAGGCAGUUACUUCUAGAGAAUGGCUGGUUUUGUACAUAUUGAUCAGAAUUCCAGAAGAGAAGUAUCUGUAAGCCUGCCAGGUUAUAUUUAUCCCUCAGGGAUCCUCUCCUGUGAGUCACAUGGCCAACCACCAGAUGUCACUGUUCCUCCACCCUACCGAAUGCCCUUUUGCCUGUAAAGUCAUCUUUUCUUAGGAUGUUAGUGCAUUUGUGUGGAAAUUUGAGCUAGUUUGACACUUUACAAAAUAUUCCAUAUCUUUGAAAUUAAGAGUUAUAUGUAUCUGUUUAGUGUGUUUCAAAAUAAUGAAGAAAAUUAUUGCAGAGGUCUGCUGUUUAAUUUAAAGCAGUAUAGUGCUCAGAUCAGAAGUGCAGAUUUCCUCUGUUCUUUGAGUUAUUAAAAAUAAAAUGUCUUUUCAAAA